AUGGGGCGGCCUUUCUUUUUUUUUCUCUUGCCUUUGCUGCAGCAGCUUCGCGAUGAAUCAGCAGCAGCAGCAGCAGCAGCAGCAGCAGCAGCAGCAGCAGAUCCGGGGUUCUUCACAGAGGACGUAGUGGACCUUGAGUGGGCCUCUGACGGUGCUGCUGCUAGUGCAGCAGCAGCAGCAGCAGCAGCAGCGCCAGCAGCAGCAGCAGCAGCAGCAGCAGCGGAAGUCGGCGUGGAUUCCUUGCCGCUGGUUGCAGCGGCCGAAGAACCAGCAGCAGCAGCAGCAGCAGCAGCAGCAGCAGCAGCAGCAGCAGCACUUCCAACUCCAACAGCAGCAAACCCUGCAGCAAAUGGCUCAAACUCAGCAGCAAAUUCUCUCCUUUCUCUAAGCCCUCAACCCCGCCGCUCAAAGAGCAGCUAUUAUGUACCCUUCCCCUCCAGAACCUUCCGGGGGGCCCCCCGGGGGGCCCCCCGGGGGCCCCCACGGGGGCCCCCGGAAGAGUACCCGGCUGGGGGCCCCCCCGCGCAGCGUGCGCAGCUGCAGGAGCUGCAGAGGGUACCGCAGCAGCAGGAGGGGCCCCCCUAG
Eimeria necatrix is the source of this 585-nucleotide messenger RNA. RefSeq lists its product as hypothetical. Lineage: Eukaryota; Apicomplexa; Conoidasida; Eucoccidiorida; Eimeriidae. The transcript has a single exon. The record is from RefSeq and is a predicted model, not a curated record. The coding region runs from base 1 to 585 and encodes 194 amino acids.